This is a messenger RNA of Ilyonectria robusta, 4186 nucleotides long. RefSeq names its product ankyrin repeat-containing domain protein. Bases 115 to 4125 code for a protein of 1336 amino acids. Lineage: Eukaryota; Fungi; Ascomycota; Sordariomycetes; Hypocreales; Nectriaceae. The record is from RefSeq and is a predicted model, not a curated record. Gene Ontology annotation, molecular function: protein binding. The transcript is spliced from 2 exons.
UCUCGACAUCAUCAUCUCCCCUUGUGUUCGCCGUUGCCGGCGAUCUCGACAGCUCCCAAGCGAGUUUCCCGACGCCUUAACAGUUCCCUUUCGAAACUCUCGCGUCCUGAAAUCAUGGCGGGCAAGUGGCUGAAGGACAAGCUCUCCAAACUGAAAAGGAAGAAAAAGGGCGGCCAGAGCGGCACGGCCGCACCCACCACGCAGGUCCGGAGCGUCGCGGACACUCCUGAUUCACCUGGAGGCAAGCCGCAGCCGACCCAAACCACGCAAGUUGCGACUCCCGAGCCCGAGCCCCAACAAGCCGCGCCUUCUACAGCUCGCCCGGCCUCGCCUGUUCGGCAGCCUCCACCGGCGCAACCCUCGCCUCCCUCUCCUGCCCCGGCUGCCUCCCUUCCCGAAGCAUCCUCCGAUACGCGGGGACAGCCAAUCGUUUCCGACACGCCGCUGACGAGCAACGACACCGAUCCAUGGACUCGGGCUUACGAGAUAUUUCGGGGGCGAGAACCCGAGCUGAUGGCAGACUACCAGAAGCAUCUAGCCUCCCUGCAAGACGACGCUGCAGCCGGCGGAGAUCUCUCAACCCCGCGGUCCGUCGAAUCCAUGAUCAAUAAGCUGUUGGAAGAUCGAGAGAAAAGGCAGUGGCGAGUCUCGCUUCUCGGCAAGGAUGUAAAGAUCCGAGAACAAGUCGAGAGGCUUGCAAAGUUCCUCCUCUGGUCCGACCCGAUCGUCAAGACUGCUGUGAGCACUCAGCCAUACGCAGCGCUGGCAUGGUCCGGUGUUUUGUUGCUUCUCCCCCUUCUCACGAGCGGCACCACGCAAAACGAGGCCAUGCUGAAAGGCUUCAACUCGAUCGGCGACGUCCAAGUCUACUGGAAAUUCUGCGAGAAGACCUACCUCGAAUCCUCACACCGAGAAAAGUACCAAGACCUCGUAGAACCCUUAGCCCAGCUCUAUUCCCACAUCAUCGAAUAUCAGGCCCUCGUCAUAUGUCAUCUCUCUAAAGCCCAACUCUCCCGCGCGUGGAAAGACGUGGCUGGUUACGACUGGGCUGGGAGGGCACGCGAUAUUGAUGACUUGAGCAAGCGGCGCAGCGACUGCAUCCCUCCACUCCAAGAGGAGGAAAUCAGGGAACGCUGGAACCGCCAGCUGCAAGAGAUGCAAGAAUCGCGAACCAUCCUCGACGAAAUUCGCCGGAUCCUCAAGGAGGGCGGCAUGCAGACCCAGAAAAUCUACGAGGACCAGAAGGAAAGAGAUCUCCUUCGGGAUCUCGCGUCCGACUAUGAAGGCAACAAAAACUUCAACCCACAGAGGGUGCCAGGCACGUGCCAGUGGUUCUUCAACGACGACAGGUUCCGCAAAUGGCGAGACAGCAACACGUCCAGCCUCCUCUGGGUCUCUGCCGGUCCUGGUUGUGGGAAGUCGGUCCUGUCGCGAGCUCUGAUCGAUGAGCGACUAUCCACGAAUGUUGCGACCUCGACCGUCUGUUACUUCUUCUUCAAAGACGGAGACGAACGCCGCAUGCACAGCGCCGAUGCCCUAUGUGCAAUUCUCCACCAGCUUUUCGCUCAGGACCCUAGCGGCAGCCUAAUCGGAAAUGCGCUGCCCAGUCACAAGAAAUUUGAGAAAGCUCUUGCGCAGAACUUCUCCGGGCUGUGGCGAAUCCUGUUAGAGUGUGCCGGAUCAUCUGACGUCGGAGAAAUCGUUUGCAUCCUCGACGCUCUGGAUGAAUGCGAGUGGCGCAGCAGGGAGGAAUUAAUCAAACAACUUAAGGACUUCUAUUGUCCGAGCGAGGGACUAUCGAGUCCUUCCUCGAAGCUCAAGUUUCUCGUCACCAGCCGUCCAUACGAUCAUCUAGAGGCCCUUUUCAGGGCAUUCUCGACAACAGAGUAUCUACGUCUUGAUGGCGACGAAAAGUCUGCCGACAUCGGUCGCGAGAUCAAUCUAGUCAUCGAUGCGCGUGUGAAUGAAAUCACAGGCAAUCUUGACCCUGACGAUCGACGCAAAAUUUCUGAAUGCCUUAAGAGCAAAAAUAGCCGCACGUACCUCUGGCUUUAUCUCGUAUUCGACACAGUUAAGGAGAAACUGAGUCGAUACUCGAAGCUGUCAAGCAUAGAAACACUCUUGUCCGAUAUUCCGUCCAAGCUGCACGACGCAUACGAAAAGAUCUUGAGCAGAAACCAGGAUGAAGCAGAAACCGAGAUUCUUCUUCAACUUAUCCUCGCUGCGGCACGGCCUUUAACUCUCGACGAGGCGAACGUUGCGUUGACAUUAGCUUUGCAAGCACGUUUUGCAUCACACGCGGAACUUGAGUCCGGACUGUGGACAAGAGACAACUUCCGAAGUGUCGUCACGAAUCUUUGCGGCCUCUUCAUCAGCGUCUAUGACUCAAAGUUGUCAUUCAUUCAUCAGACAGCGAGAGAAUUUCUCAUUCAUAAGAAACGACAAGGUACAUGGCAGGGGCGCUUGAACAUGUCAGAAUCGCACACUGCGAUAUCACGAUCAUGUCUCGAUUACUUGAUGCUGCCCGAUAUCGACAUACCAGCUGGAGACGACUGUCCCGAGGAUAAACAACCCCCAUUCCUCUCCUACGCCGCUACCCACUGGCCUUUGCACUAUAUCUCUCAGGAAGCUGCCGCUGCUGACCGGUCCCGGAAAGAUGCGCGUAUGCUCUGUAAUACAGCCGGGCACCAAGCGAGCAUUUGGGCGCCUACCUACCUCAGCCAGAGGUAUCUGCGAUGGGGAGAUUGGACGGACCUGACUUUGGCGAGCUUCCUUAGUCUAAAACUGGUCGUCGAAGAUAUCUUGCUCAAGGAAAAGACAGACGUUAACACUAAAGGCGGAAGGUACGGCACGGCGCUCCAGGCGGCAUCGGAACGAGGCCACAAGGAGGUUGUCGAGAUGCUACUAGACAAGGGCGCCGACGUUAACAUUGAAGGCGGAGCGUACGGCACGGCGCUCCAGGCGGCAUCGGCACGAGGCCACAAGGAGAUUGUCGAGAUGCUACUAGACAAGGGCGCCGACGUUAACAUUGAAGGCGGAGACUACGGCACGGCGCUCCAGGCGGCAUCGGCACGAGGCCACAAGGAGAUUGUCGAGAUGCUACUAGACAAGGGUGCUGACGUUAACAUUGAAGGCGGAGACUACGGCAUGGCGCUCCAGGCGGCAUCGGCAGAAGGCCACAAGGAGGUUGUCGAGAUGCUACUAGACAAGGGCGCCGACGUUAACAUUGAAGGCGGAGACUAUGGCACGGCGCUCCAGGCGGCAUCGGCACGAGGCCACAAGGAGGUUGUCGAGAUGCUACUAGACAAGGGCGCCGACGUUAACAUUGAAGGCGGAAGGUACGGCAUGGCGCUCCAGGCGGCAUCGGCACAAGGCGACAAGGAGGUUGUCGAGAUGCUACUAGACAAGGGCGCCGACGUUAACAUUGAAGGCGGAGACUAUGGCACGGCGCUCCAGGCGGCAUCGGCACGAGGCCACAAGGAGAUUGUCGAGAUGCUACUAGAUAAGGGUGCUGACGUUAACAUUGAAGGCGGAGACUACGGCAUGGCGCUCCAGGCGGCAUCGGCAGAAGGCCACAAGGAGGUUGUCGAGAUGCUACUAGACAAGGGCGCCGACGUUAACAUUGAAGGCGGAGACUAUGGCACGGCGCUCCAGGCGGCAUCGGCACGAGGCCACAAGGAGGUUGUCGAGAUGCUACUAGACAAGGGCGCCGACGUUAACAUUGAAGGCGGAGACUACGGCACGGCGCUCCAGGCGGCAUCGGCACGAGGCCACAAGGAGAUUGUCGAGAUGCUACUAGACAAGGGUGCUGACGUUAACAUUGAAGGCGGAGCGUACGGCACGGCGCUCCAGGCGGCAUCGGCACGAGGCCACAAGGAGAUUGUCGAGAUGCUACUAGACAAGGGCGCCGACGUUAACAUUGAAGGCGGAGACUACGGCACGGCGCUCCAGGCGGCAUCGGCACGAGGCCACAAGGAGAUUGUCGAGAUGCUACUAGACAAGGGUGCUGACGUUAACAUUGAAGGCGGAGACUACGGCAUGGCGCUCCAGGCGGCAUCGGCAGAAGGCCAUAAGGAGGUUGUCGAGAUGCUACUAGACAAGGGCGCCGAUGCUGGUUUGGACUAGCUCCUCUAGCUUACAACUGGGAAUCGAGUCCCAAGCUCCGGUUGAGAUUAAUCAAGUCUAU